Cylicostephanus goldi is the source of this 461-nucleotide messenger RNA. The record is from the annotation of a GenBank genome assembly. Lineage: Eukaryota; Metazoa; Nematoda; Chromadorea; Rhabditida; Strongylidae.
AUGACAGCUCGAUUUGAUCCACGUUAUGGGGAUCGUCGAGCUUUCGAAAAACAACGUGUGUAUUCUCCUGUUUAUGAACGAAAUGAAGCAAAUGAGGACUAUCGCACACGAUCAUAUAGUCUUGCAUCAAGCACGAAGGAGGGAAGCUGCUUACCAUGGUUAAAAUACGGCAUAUUUGCUGCCAACAUUGUGUUCAUGGUAGUCGGCAGUAUCCUUUUGGCCAUGGGUGUUUGGUUGCGCACUGAUAGCAGGUUCCGGGAUUUUCUCAGUGAAAGAUAUCGGCAAGUAGUUGAAGAAGCGUUUUGGGAAGCUCCAACAUUAUACGCUUUCUCCUAUAUCACGAUCAUCUUAGGAUGCUGCAUGAUUGUCGUUGCUUUUUUUGGUGAGUGCUUUGCAUUUCUAUUCGAAAAGAAUUUGUCCACUUCUCGUUUGCUUUCGAAACUGCAAACCUGUCAUUAGAA